Lolium perenne is the source of this 908-nucleotide messenger RNA. RefSeq lists its product as uncharacterized. Lineage: Eukaryota; Viridiplantae; Streptophyta; Magnoliopsida; Poales; Poaceae. The record is from RefSeq and is a predicted model, not a curated record.
CUCUAUAUAAAGCACACCUUGAUCCUCGAAGACGAAAGCCAUCCAAGCUAGCUUACUCUUCUCUCUGCCUCUCUCACCCAAACGUCGGCAGCACUGUCUUUCCUCCUGCACAAUGGCGACGGCUCAGGUUCAGCAAGUCGUGGCGGCACCUGCGCACGACAACAGCUGCGUAAAGGAGGAAGAGAAGAACCACCAGAUCAUCCAAGACACGCCCUGCGCCGAGGUGAAAGAACCAGCUUCUCAUGCCAAGGUACACGACGAUAAUGGGGGCUGCAAGGACGAGGAGGGCAAGGGCGAGCUGGAAGUCGCCGCCACCGACACCGACACCAACACCGAUGAGGGUCAGGGCAUAGCACAGGAGGUCGCAGCCAAGCUCGCCAUCCAGAACGGCCCUGCAGAAGCAGAAGCUGAGCACACCAAGGAAGGACGAUCCGGCCGUGGGGCGAAGAAGACAGACAAAGCAGCCGCCAAGGCCAAGGGGGCGAUCGUUCCCGUGGACGACGAUACCGAUGAUGAGGUCGCUGCGCCCGAAGGGGUAAAGAAGACCGAGAAAACGGCGGUCAUUCCCAUCGACGACGAGACUGACGAAGAGGUUGUUGCGCCCGCAGAUGACCAGGCUCCGGUGGCAGCAUCUGUCGCUCCUGAAGAGGCGGCGGAGGCAGCCGAGGAGGAAGUGACCAAAAAUGGCAAGGAAGAUGCAUGUGAGGAGAAGGCUCACGAGGAGUAGUAGGGUGUCGUUGCGUUGCGCUUUGCUUUGUCGGUCUUAGUUUAUCCAAGUCAAUAAGGAACGGUAAGGUGCUGAGUAGUGAAUUUGGUCAGGUUUAAGGUUGUAAUCCAAGAGUCCAGUCGAUCCAUAUUACUGUCAUGUAGUGUAUUGCCUACAAUAAAAUCGUAUCGUGUUGUGAAAA